Messenger RNA from Pocillopora meandrina, 5097 nucleotides. NCBI's taxonomy places the organism in Eukaryota, Metazoa, Cnidaria, Anthozoa, Scleractinia, Pocilloporidae. The record is from the annotation of a GenBank genome assembly.
CAGCCGCAAAACGAAUAUGUUGAACAGUCUCGGAAACGCCGUGGAUACAGACUCGAUCACUUCGAGAAGAAGUAAGUGCGACAGAGAAAGAGAGAGACAGACAGAGACAGAGAGAUAAAACAGCUGAGUUGUACAGAGGACAAUUCAGAUUAAAAUCGAAAUAGAUAGAUAAAUUUCACCGUGGAAAUAUAAACAGGGAGAGAGUUUUAAUUAUUCAAAUAGCAGGGCCAAUCUGGUAAUUGAUUCCAAUAGAAUGUAGUUUCAUGAAGUAUUGAUGAGGAGUUCAAAUCACGUAGGCACAAAUUCAUGUAGUCUUUGUUCUUUUAUCAGUCAGUAGAUCACCGUUGUUUGGUUGAUUUUUCAGCGAACUGUUAUUUACGGUAACGAAUGACACUAACAUUUGAGUAACUUUGCAUAUUUUAGGCGUAAAAAAGAAAGUCGUGAACCACAUACUCAUGCAAAGUAUGCCCACAAACUCCAUGGCCUCAAGUAAGUUGAAUGUUCAUGUUACUUCAUUAACUGUUUGAAAAGGUUGAAUAAUCCUCUCUGGACUGGUGAUCCAUUGCCCCAUUGCCCUACUUUAUCCCAGUUGCCAUAGUGUGAAGCAACUUAGAAUAUUCCUAUUCCUCUCUGGUAGGAUGCCAUUUCAUUAUGAAUGCUUCUCCUCCUUUCCCCUGGGCACUUUGUCAUGAUUUCCUGACAGUUCCUUGGUGCACAUCUAUAUUCCUGUAAGGUGUUUGUUAGGAAUUAGAGGGCGUGGUACACUUUUGUGUAAGAUGCAGCUUAAAUUAGCAACACCACUCAUUUGGUUAAACACAGAAAACAGCAAAUUUUAAUUCUGAUGAUGUGUAUUGUUGCCCCUUUUCAAAGUUUGAGAUUGUUCUUUCUCUUUGACAGGGCCAAGAUGUAUAAUGAAAAGCGCCGCCUUGAAAAAAUACAGAUGAAAAAGACGUAAGGGGAUGCUCAUCAAUAACAUGUUUUGUUGCACUUGUUUUUCUUUGCCAUAUUAUUAUAUAGAUAGUGUGAUUCUUUGAUGUUAUCUUAAUGAUUUCAAUAUUUAACAGACUAAGAAUGCAUGAAGAACGUCAGACAAAGACAAAAGACAGCCAAAAUGUACCAGAAGGUGCAGUCCCUGCAUAUCUGUUGGACAGAGAAGGGCAAUCACGAGCAAAGGUGCUCAGUAAUAUGAUCAAACAAAAGAGAAAGGAGAAAGCGGUAAGUUGUGUUAACUUUACAGCUCACUAGUAGAGCAUGCAAAUAAAUGAUCUGAUCAUAAAGCCACAAGUUAGAAUCCUUGGGCAAAUUAUGUGAAAGACAGAUUGUGAAAAUUCUGGAUUAGAAGCCAGGGUCAGGCAGAACAGCACAUUUCAGUGUUGUUUUACUUGAGUGUAAGGAAAAAUGGAAGGAAAGAAAAAGUUAACAUUGAAACUCUCUUCAAAGACAUCAAACUCAACCAUGUUUUUCAACAGCCAGCCUUAGAAUUUCUUUCUCUUCCUCUCUUUCAUUUGUAAACCUGUUUCUCCAACAGGAAAAUAUAAUCUCUCCAAGUGUAUUGGAAAUUUAUUCAACUGGUAUCAUUAACAGCACAUGAAAUUCUAUGUAAUUAAUCAAACUGCAAUACUAUUUGCUUGUCAUUAGGGAAAAUGGGAUGUACCACUUCCUAAAGUAAAAGCUGUUGGGGAAGAUGAAGUUUUCAAAAUUGUCAAAACAGGGAGGUCCAAAAGUAAGUUUUCGAGCUGUUAAAUGCUACCUGUACUGAAUUUAAACACAUUUAUUCAUGAUAAUGGUGCCCAGGAAAAUUUAACCAUGCAAAAGUUAGAUAAUGUGAUCAAGUCGUGGAUAAAUUGGCUCUUUUGGCCAAUGGAACCCCUUAAGCAGCUGUAUCAAUGUGUAUGCCAUGUGCCACAUCUUUUUCAUUUCAAAUCUGGGAGGGUUGGUAUAAGUUGCUUCAAACAUGUCAGAGUUUGGUCAACCUAAACUUGAGUUACCCCGUACAUCUUUGAGGCUGCUAACAGAGAAAAAAAAGUCGUAAGGUAUGUUGUGGAGGCAUGCCAGAUAUUGAAAUCCCAUCAGGAAAAUGUCAUCAAUGUACAUGUACGUGAAAUAGUGGUCAUUGUAUAAGCAUAUUUUUGUAUAUUACCACAAAUCAAUGGUCUCAUUAUCUCAGGGGAAGGUAUUUUGUGUUUUUGUAAGAUUGUGUUUUUUUUUUCUUUUAGAAAAAGCAUGGAAGAGGAUGGUAACCAAGGUCUGUUAUGUUGGAGAAGGGUUUACAAGGAAACCCCCAAAGUAUGAGAGGUUUAUCAGACCAAUGGUGAGAUCUUCUUUCUUAAAAAAUGCCAGUAUGCAUUGACUCAUUUAUAACGCCUGUAUGCAUAGCCUUACAGGGCGUAAAAUUGCGCCUAAUGCAGGCGCCAAUGCGACUAAAUUUUUUACUUUGGUGACCAAAUCCUGAAAAUUUGUUGCCAAAUUGGUGACUAGAAUGCUUCAUCAUAUCCUUACUUAGAGAUAUAGAGAAUUAAAAAGACCUGCAAAGAUAAAUCCACCGCAAACUUCCUCGUUAAGUUUGUUUCCAAAAAGCAGCACAUGCAUCUCGAUCGAUAACUAGACACCAUCUUGAAUUAAAGUGAGCUUGAAUGUUGAACAUUAUCAUCCAUUCUACUGUCCACAUUGUAGCAUGAUAAAGAUCUUUUUCCUGAUUUAAUUUUGAAGGGUCUAUCUAGAAUGCUGGCAGCAUUAAAAAAAGGUUUUGUCUGUCUUUAUAAAUGGCGACCAACUUUUUUGGAAUUGGCUACCACUUUGAAUAAUUUAGGAGCCAAGUGGCUAUCAGAAAAAAAAAUUAAUUUCACGCCUUGCCUUACCUGUACACUGUAUGUGCAUACUUGCACUACAAGAUACCACAUCCUCAAUCUGCACAGGCUCCAUUAACAGCCAGCAACCAGCAAUGUUUACCAUCUCUGAGGAGCAAAAUAGCUGCCUAUUUUCUCUGAAAUUAACAACAUUAGAGUAAAGAUUGAACUUCCAUUAGCUGCCUACUUUGCAUAUUUCAACUGGUGGGUGAUCUUUGAUUAAGCUGAAAUGAAAUAUUGAUCCAUUGCUAUUCGUUGCUCUUCUUUAGGGUUUAAGAUUCAAGAAGGCUCACGUCACGCACCCUGAGGUGAGAUCCUGAAUUUUACAUGGUUUGAAGUUUCACCAAUUGACUCAUGCUAAAAUUACAGUGAAUGUAAACCAAUUAGCUAUGACCUGUGGAAGAAAUUCUUGGUUCAUACUCAAUUUUGCAUCUUAUUCAACUUGGUCUUUGAGAUAAUUUACUACGUUUAUUACAUACUUUUGUUACUUUUCAGUUAAAAGCAACAUUUUGUCUUCCUAUUAUUGGAGUGAAAAAGAAUCCCCAGUCACCAAUGUACACACAACUAGGAGUCAUAACAAAAGGAACUGUUGUUGAGGUAAGAAUUGUAAAGGUCCUUUCCUAAAGCAGGUUUUCUUUGUCUGACAGUGAUAGAUAGCAAAUUGUAAGAGUAAUUUUAAGGACCCUGAUAAAAUUCAUGUUACAAUAUUUUUCUAAAAGAUGUUGUGGCCAGAUUGGUUCAUACAGUGGACUCUAAGUCAAGAGGUCUGGGUUCAAGACCUGGCCAGGUCAUUGUAUUGUGUUCUUGGCCAAAACACUUUCCUCCCACAGUGCCUCUCUCCACCCGUCGUUAUUAACUGACUUCCCAUUCUGUUGGGAGGAAAAAUACUUCUUAGUCACUUCAUGCUAAGGAAACUGGGAUGAGCUGCCACUGGGUGGGCACCUGGGACAGAUGUUUUAUAUCGACUGUUCAGCUUUUUGAAUGAUUCUAUGAGCCCACAUGGUGUACAGCGGUCAUGUUUAUUACCAUGUACUCUCAUCAAUAUAAUCUGGGUUAUUGGACCUGCCAUCUUGUGUGUGUUCUGUCUUUUAACUUUUCUAACCCGAAAGAUGACAGUUGGUGCUUUGCUGGGAUAAUGAUAAUGACAUUGUAAUCUGGGUAAUUUUGAGGACUUUGUCAAAAUGAUUAUUAAGAUAUGUACAGGUUGUAUGUCUAAACAAACUCAUUCUCAAAUGGAUAACAAAAUUUUAACAAAGCUAUUUUAUGCCCCAACCACUAAGUAUAGUUGAUUAAGAAAAAUAUACAAAGUAUCUUUGUUGUGUAUUUUGAUGAGUUGAAGAUAAUUACCAAAUUUACAUCCUUUCUGCUCAGGUCAAUGUUAGUGAACUUGGCUUAGUAACGCAAGGAGGCAAGGUUGUAUGGGGUAAGCCUACAUGUAAUGUAAUAUUACAUUUUCUAGAAAUACUUUCCAUCACCUGUCAGAAAAAUACAAGACAAUAAGGGAUUUCAGAGGUCAAUUAGAAAACUGAGAAGCUAUAUUCAUCAAAUGCCCCAAGUUACCCAAAUGGUUAAAGCUGAAUACCUUCAUUUGUAACAAACCCUUGAUUGCAUAAACCCAGAUUGAACAAAGGCAAAGUAUUUAACAAUGAUAUAUGGCAUGGGUUAUGUUUUCUUUUGCUGUGGCACCUCUUUUCUAGUUGGGACUUGUCAAAGACAUAAACUAAUACAUAAAAUUUGGAGCAUUUUUUAAAUUCAUUCUGAAAAACUCACCCAGCUGGCAAUGUAUAGUGGAUCAUUGUAGACAAAUGAAGGAGUGGAAAGUGACAAACAGCACUUGUGGUUGUCAGGGAAUUAACUGCAUCUUUUUCAAUCUUUUUCUAUGAUCCAAGAGCCUGAUACAGGCUAAAUCUGUGGUACAUGGAGAAACAAUUUGAAUUGUUUUUAAAAGGGGUUUUGAGCGACAUAUUUAAAAUUUAGUGGUCUUAACCAGUUGGCCAGGGUGCAUCCACAACAUCUUAACAUGAAAAGUUUUUGUAAUUGGGUGUCUGAAAAGAGAUUUAUAUACCACCUUAUUGCAUCAAACUCUCACAUUUAGUAUUAUGAGUGUUUGUAAUUCAAUUUUGAGAUGUCGAGUGCUUCAGAUUGUUUAACUAUACGUUCUCUUUGUUAUUAUUUUUUUUUAGGUAAAUAUGCUCAAGUUACAAACAAUCCGGAAAAUGAUGGUUGUAUCAAUGCUGUAUUACUGGUUUAA